AUGCCCCCCGCGCGGGCAGCAGCAGCAGCAGCGGCGGCGGCGGCGGCGGCGGCGGCCGUGGGCACGGGCACCAUGAGGAGUGGGCGGCAUCAGCCUGCCUCGGGGGCAGCUGCCCGGGGCUGGGCACUGCUCUGCCUCUGCGCCCUGCUCCCCGGGGGCCACGGCACCUCUUGGAGCUUCGGGGGAACCGCCCAGUUCUCCCGCCGCAGAAACUGGUGCUCGUACAUAGUGACCCGGACUGUUUCCUGCCACAUCCAGAAUGGCACCUACCUGCAAAGGGUCCUACAGAGCUGCCGGUGGCCCAUGAGCUGCCCUGGGAACAGCUACAGAACGGUGGUGAGACCGACAUAUAAGGUUGUGUACAAGACAGUGACCUCUCUGGAGUGGAAAUGCUGUCCGGGUCAUUCGGGGACCAACUGUGAAGAAGAUGUCGUCAGUUCCCUGGAGCCCGGCUGGCACGGCCCCUCAUUGCGACGAAUGGCCCUUCAUCCCACGGCGUCUUCAGGUUGUUUAAACUGCAGCAAGGUAGCAGAGCUGACGGAAAGGCUGAAGGUGCUGGAGGACAAGGUAUCAGUGCUGGCCCUAACCGAGCCAUCAGCAUCCCUGCCCCUUGGGGCUCCGCGGGAGGCCAAAGGGAGUGGGGACCCAGCCCUGCUGUGGGGGUUGCCAGCUGCCCAGGGGAGCCCUGGAGAUGAAGGAGGCAGAGGGCCUCCUGGAGCUGGAGAGCGACGGAGGGCAACUGUGCUCGCCCGGGAUGGCCGAGGAGGUGUUCCUGGGCCACCGGGGCCUUCUGGCCCCAAAGGAGACACGGGGAGCCGGGGCCCAACCGGAGUGCCUGGCCUGAAGGGCCCAGCAGGGCCACCAGGACCCCAAGGGCCACCUGGCAGCCCAGGUCGGGAUGGGGCUAAGGGAGAAAGGGGCCCCCCAGGACCUCCUGGACCUCCAGCCCCAACUGGACCCUCCACAGCCCAGAUCUCUGAACAGGGAGAUCCACUGCUCUCCAACACCUUCACUGAAACUGGGGACCUUGAGAUCCAGGGGCCUGUGGGCCCACCAGGCCCCAUGGGGCCCAUGGGUCCCCCAGGUCCUCCAGGUCCAGUGGGUAUUCCAGGCACACCUGGCCACAAAGGCUCACCAGGCCCAUCUGGAGCUGAUGGAACCAAUGGCCUCCCAGGGGAGAAGGGUGAGCGAGGCUACCAGGGGGAGCCGGGCCCCAGAGGUCUAGCAGGAGAACGGGGUGAACCAGGCCCCAAAGGUGACCCUGGAGAGAAGGGCCACUGGAACCGGACCUUGGCUCCGGAGCAGGGCCCCCCAACGCUGGAGCCUCUGGCUUUCCUCGGGGCAAGCGGGCAGGAGGACCAGCCACUUACCGGAUCAUCUCCCAUCUACUGGCCCAGGGAAGCGAGGACCAGAAGGACUGAGCCCGGUCUGCUUGGGCACCAAGUGGGGCUCAGGAUAGAGCCCCUUCCCACCUUGGACUCUUUCCAGGCUCUCAUCCCACAGCCUGGUCCCCAGGGAUGAGCUAUCUAUUUAUUGGAGUGAGCGAGCGUCGUGCCCAGGAAUGCAGACAGCCACCUGUCCACCCUAAGCGGUACCUGGGAGACUGCCCCCGAACCA
Messenger RNA from Vombatus ursinus (common wombat), 1617 nucleotides. It is a transcript of the gene EMID1, whose product is annotated as EMI domain containing 1. Lineage: Eukaryota; Metazoa; Chordata; Mammalia; Diprotodontia; Vombatidae. Gene Ontology annotation, molecular function: protein binding. The record is from RefSeq and is a predicted model, not a curated record.